Molecule: messenger RNA, 1477 nt
Organism: Heterobasidion irregulare TC 32-1
Lineage: Eukaryota; Fungi; Basidiomycota; Agaricomycetes; Russulales; Bondarzewiaceae
Exons: 8
Coding region: 1-1059 (352 amino acids)
Biological process (GO): maturation of 5.8S rRNA from tricistronic rRNA transcript (SSU-rRNA, 5.8S rRNA, LSU-rRNA); nuclear-transcribed mRNA catabolic process, RNase MRP-dependent
Cellular component (GO): ribonuclease MRP complex
Molecular function (GO): rRNA primary transcript binding
Source: RefSeq, a predicted model, not a curated record
AUGUCCUUUCGAUCCGCCUCUUACAUGGCAAGCCUUCGUCUGUUGAAGGUGGGGCUUGAUCCUGCUAGCUGCGAUGCAGUCAACGCGUUUCUCAAAAUCUUCAGGGGUCACGUUCGGCGUGCUCAGACAGCGUUCUCCCUACAUGCCGAUGAGGUAGCAAUUCUAGAAAGGCUCUUCUACAAGGGGAAAAACCAACAUCGUUCUUCUCUAUUCUGGCAACGAGUAUCUGAGAUGCGGCGGUACGGCCAUCGCCUUCAAGAAAUGCGCACAUGUGAUCUUUCAGAGGCCCUCCGCAUCUCAUUCUAUGGAGAGGAGGCGACCAUGAGUGCGAAGAUAUUGAAAGGGGCAUGGACGCAAUAUCCCAGCUCCUCACGUUUCAUGUAUACCUUGAAACAAUUGAGAACAUGCCACCAUCUCAUAGAGAAGAGUCGAGGUCGUCUGCACGACAUAUAUCACUUUUUCACAUUAAUUAUGCGAGAUAGGGCUUUCAUGCAGCUAACCCUCACCAUGGUUGCGAUCGCUUCACGUCUCGACCAAGUUCUAUCACAAGUUGAUAAUAUCGUUGAAUGUUUGCACGACGAGUGUCGUCAAGUCUUUCAAGUCCUUCACUCCAAACAAGCGCGCAGAAUGAAACCCCUGACCUCUUAUAGCAUCGGAAAUGCUGCACCCGACGUUAAAUCGACUACUCUAGCACUCAACGAACAGUUCCUCGAUGUUGGAGAAGACGAGGAUAUCGGGCAAUCGACCGAUCGCACCGCUACCCCAACACCCCGUUUCAGUGGCCGCAACAUGAGCCCAUUAGCAACUGUCGAAGACGCUGCCUAUGCCACCUUUCCCCAAUUGGGAUCUGUUUCAGAUCCUGGCCCCCAUUCUCUCGAUAUCAGCAUAGGGAACAUCAAUCGAACUGGUCAAUUCACAGCAUCAGCUGUGAACUCGGGUAUAAGUGUGAAAAAGAGGAAAACGCCCGAAGAUGACCAUAAACAUAAUCCAAAGUCAGCCCCAGUCAAGACAAAGAAAUCAAAGAAGAAAAGAGACGAGAUCGACGACAUAUUUGGUUGAAGUACGCUUCAAAUGCGCCUAGCGUUCAGAAUGGGUUAGCCAUUGAAUGUCUCUUGCCCCGCUGUUGGCGACUACGAACUGACUCCUAAAAAUGAAGGGGCUAUCUUACCUUUCAUAAGUUCCGCUGUCCUCUCGAGCGGGAGGCGGGGUGGGUCAGAGUUUAGGCUUUCGACUACAGCUAUUCUGACUUGCGUGAGCUACACAUGUAUGAAGACCAUCGUCAGUCUGUGCUCGUCGAUACGGAGGCUCAUCAACCUGAUUGAUACUACUGUCGAUCACGUGUUAUGUUCGUAUACAGCGUACGGGAGACAAGUAAGAGACAUGUACUGUACAUCAGUGUACAUUUUACAUAUAGGGUGAGACGUUGCGAUCAUUGGUUGGGCUUGACGAACACUAGAAAUUUGUGAUCGUCAUUUCA